Molecule: messenger RNA, 4881 nt
Organism: Odontomachus brunneus
Lineage: Eukaryota; Metazoa; Arthropoda; Insecta; Hymenoptera; Formicidae
Gene: conu
Product: rho GTPase-activating protein conundrum
Exons: 10
Coding region: 1764-3683 (639 amino acids)
Biological process (GO): regulation of actin filament polymerization; signal transduction; regulation of small GTPase mediated signal transduction
Cellular component (GO): cytoplasm
Molecular function (GO): GTPase activator activity
Source: RefSeq, a predicted model, not a curated record
AGCAUCUGUGAAUGGCUGUCCCGAUAUAGCGUGCUCCCACCGUAGAAGGCUAUUGCGUAUAUCGGUAGUGAUGAACUGGAAACGCAUCGAAUCGCCACGAGAAUACAACGAAAGUCCAGAGAUUUUCUAGGUAUCUGUUAUUAGUGCGUGGAUGUAUUUGAGAGUUUUCAGGCUCUUAUCAUUUUUUUUUAAGGCUUGCCUUAGAGGACCUUUCAAUCUCGUAAGAUACUCGAAGCGAAUCUCCAAACAUUGUUUGCACAUCCAUUCAAUGAGGAUUCGAGCACCCAUCGCUACAGAGUACAUGUGUGCCGCAUAAGCACGUAACAGUCUGUCAGACACACGCACACCCACACGCACAGCACAAUCUAAGCAGCUGUAUGUGUGUGUGUGUGGAUCGGUGCGAUCAACAGUACCGUAAGCCAAUGCCACGGGAAUGCUCGACACGGUACGUUAUCGUGCCGAUAAUUGCGAGUCUAAUUUAUACAAUCGACGUCGACAGCAGUUCUUGCAUCACGUAAUAACCGCAGCUGUUGAUUGUUUUGCGCUGACACAACUGACGUAGUCCGGUUCUUGCGCACACAUUUAGUCGUACUCGACGAUAUUACGCGCUUUUUCAGCUCCUUUUAUCGUGCUUACUGCGGCAGUUAUUUUGCUCGAUUCUAAAAAUAUAACGUUGCAGCACAAAAUAAGGCGAGUGCGAAAUAACGCCGGAAUAACGACCGGUCAGCGUAAAUAUCGAAUAACUUACAUCCACGCGUCUGUGUAGUAAUAUCUCGAGUAUCUCGUCGCGGCCGGGAGAUGCUUAGGCAGUAAAUCCUCGGCGAAAGUUUGACGGCGGGCAUAGUUUCGCUAUAAAUUUGUCAUCUUUGGACGUUAAAGCCUAUGAAAUAACGAAUUCUCAACUGGUAUAAACACCAGCUAUCAGUAUAUAACAUUAAUGUUUCCAUUUCUUACUCAACAAUGUAAAUGUGAUAUGACGCGAGUGUAUGUAACAGUUACAUUAUCGAGUGGGAAAUUAUAACAUUGAUGUACUAUUGCCGUUAAUUGAUAUUUACUGGGCUUCGUUAUAUAGUUACCUACAAGGUAAACUUGCACGCGCGUGAAUAGAGAUCGAGACAAAGAUUUUCCGUCGAGUUCGGGCUGCAUACGACACGAGAACGAGAGAUCAUAAUCGAUCUGACGUCCUCUUUGUUGCAGACAACCUUAACUGGGAAUCUAAUUUACUAAAAUCAUUUCGAUCUCGAAACCCUCGUUUUUCUUCUACCGCGAGAAACGUAUUGUUCGUUCGAUUUUGGUGAGUGGCGCCGAAAAUCACAGCCAUCUUCCUGGCGUUCAUUAUAGAAGAUGGCGUCAACCCUGAAGUUGCCGCGGCACAGCAGGUGUCACUCCGGCAAUAGAUGGAAAAAGAAGAAAAAAGCCGCGACUGUAUGUGCGCGCGCACAAACGAGCGAGUACACACACGUUCAGGACGGUGUAGCCGAGGCGUCGAGAAUGCCCGUGCGUGUGCCCGCGCACAGCGAAACUCGCUCCCGGAGCACGAUGAGCAGCCGCCUGCUGCACACGUCAUUGAGACCCACGCGAAGGAAUCCUGUUCACGACGUGCGUACUCCAUUCAUGAAGAGGACGUCGCAGUGUCAUAAGAUAUCAAAGUAGUGGCUACGCACAUAUCCAGGAGCAACAGAAUUCUUGAAUGCUUUCAAUGGCUCUUUAGUUGUCAAAUAUAUACACAGUACCAAAGAUACGAGAAUAAAGGAAACGGAAACAUGGAUAGAGGACACAGUGCUACCUACGCGAGAGAUGAUAACCACCUACUCGAAUACUGGGAGGAAUAUCAAAAGAUGAUAGAGGAAACAAAAAUGUUGGACGAUUAUUUGGAUGAAGAGUGCAGUCCACGAUGUUAUGAUGAGGGAGAAGAAGAAGCUGAAUGGUUACGUGCAGCAGGUUUAGAGCAAUUAACGGAGGCAUGGAAAGCAGGUAGAGAGGUACAACCAGAAGAAUUAGGAGCAGCCUUGCGUCCUCUGUCGCGAGCCCAGGCAGAAGCUGUGAAACGUCGUGUGAAGUCACUUAACCACACGGUUAAGCAACGUUUCAAUCAACGUCAGCGUGUUCGUAAACCAGACAUUCGAGACGUCUUUAAAGAUGUAGAGGUGUCCAGCACAGGUACACGAUCACGUAGCGCUACGCCUGAUUCAUUAGACUCAGUUCCAGGUGCUACACCAGAAAACGCAUCACCUCCUUCACCUCCAACAGUCACCGUGAUCGAUCAUCCUCAUCAAAGCGGUGUCCCAAGUUUCGUAUCCAUAUUUCAUCGUACGUCGAAUGAGGGGAAAACGAUAGUUCGUAGAACACCAAGUGCGCCGCAAACGGUUCUUAAUUCUGUGCCAACGUCUGCUCCAGCACCUGUACCUGUACAAGAAAUUUUUAGGAGGACUGGUAAUUGGUCAAGAGGAGAUGUCGCAAAUGAUUCAGAAGGGAUUCAGCUUACUGGUUACCAUAGAUUGGGAACGAUACAUGUUUCCAGGCAGAUUCAAAGACACAAUAACGGCGGUCUUGGCGAUGUAGAAAACACGACGCAUUUGGACACGGAAUCGGUUAAAAAACUGUCUGUACCAAAGGAAUCGACUCUCCGACGAAAUUCAGGAAGUCAUGCGACGGUGACUCGAAGUCAUAGCAGUUUAUAUGGCUUGACUAGGCCAGCGGAUGAGAAUCUCAUAACUCAUCCGUUGAGUCGCACUUCGUCGCACGGCCAUCUCAGUUUUGAGCAGAUGUGCAGGACCAAUGAAGUUAAGUCUUAUGACAAUCUCGUAACUGACGAUGAUUACGCUCGACAAGAAGUAGAACUGCUGUCGCAACGGGAUCUCACGAGAUUGCAACCUCUUCUGUGGCUCGAAUUGACGGCUAUUUUUGAUAAAUAUAAUAUACCACUUACGAGAAGAAAGCCCAAUAAACGACGGAGAAAAGCUGGAAAUCUGUUCGGCGUCUCUUUGUCGACACUAUUACUCAGGGACAGUCAAUUGACUAGCGAGGAAAAUAACAUACCAUUAGUGUUCCAAAAAAUACUUAAUGAAUUGACGAAACGUGGAGUAAAAGAGGAGGGCAUUCUUCGUGUUGGCGGCCAUAAACAGAAAGUAGAAAUGAUCUGUACGGAAUUAGAGACAGAUUUCUACUGUAAACCAAAAGAGAUGGAUAAACUAUUUAAACGAACUCCAUGUCAUGAUUUAUCAGCCAUCUUAAAGAGAUUGUUGCGGGACUUGCCACAACCUCUCCUCACAGUUGAGCUGAUCGAUGCCUUCUAUCAGAGUCACGGUGUAAAGAGUCCCCACGACUUGGUGUACUCCCUCAAUUUGCUGGUGUUAUUGCUGCCUGUCGAACAUCGAUGCACCUUAGAGGCGUUGUUAAAUUUCUUGAAGCUGGUCAUCGAGAAUCAGGUGUGGAACAAGAUGUCAAUACACAACGUGGCUAUGAUAGUAGCACCAUCGCUGUUUCCACCUCGGUACGUUCAUCCUCGAGACCGUGCCGAUUUGACCGCUCAAGUCAACAUGGCUGCUAUAUGCUGUCAAGUAACGGAAGCUCUGCUCAACAAUGUCGACAAGUUAUGGUAUGUACCGACAGAACUUAUAAAUCAAUUGCGCCGGCAAUCCGAGGUAGAGAGAUAUCGUAAAUACAAGAAAAAGUAUUAUUGAUUACAGUUAGAUGACUUAAACAAAAAUUAGUCGUAUACAUGUAAUUUUACAUACAUAACUCUAGAUAACAAUGGUGCCUGCCUGCAUAUCAUGAGAUCUGCAGCACUUCGUUUUGUAGACUAUAAGAUAUUCAGAUUAAUUAAUGUUAUUUAAGCGAUUCUGAGUGGUCAUCUAGAGUCAAUUAUAAUACUAUAUCUUUCACCUCAUCUUUAAUAUGCUUAUAAUCGUGUUAUCACAUAUAUUUACUGCAGGUUUGCACGUUUUGUAUGUGCAAGUGAGUUAACAAUUUAUUUGUCUCGAGGUGCAAUAAUUUAGUAAAAUAGAUUUUCCACAUUGCCUCAUAUACACAUUACACGAAAUACAUAUAGUUUUUAUACAAAAACAAUUUUCCAUAUAAUACAAAGAGCAAUUUAUUUCUCUUAGAGUUUUACGCGAUGACAAAUAUUAAUCUAUAUAUUACGAUUGCACUAUAAAGUAGCAAUUCGUACAAAAUAAUUCGAAGUGAUAUAUUUUUCGAUUGGGUGCUAUAGUAUCUUUCUCAGUUUAUUUUUUAAUUAAUAAUAUUUAUUUACGAUUGUGUAUUAUACACAAUAUGCUGUAUAAGUAAGAUAUGUUAUUGUUAAUAUCAUACUUUGCAUAAUCAUGCAUAAUACGAGUGGCAUUUCAGAUAUUAUUAUAGCAGUUUGCUUUUAAGUUUUAUAAUUUAUUAUAUGAUUUUGUUAAUAACAAUUUAUAGAAAUUCAUCAGGAUGGAUGAUUAUAAUUUCAUUGAUCGUUAUUUCUGUGUUUGCCAGGUCUCUCUUUUUCAUCUAAUUAACUUAUAGAAAAGUUUAACACAUAGCAUAGAGAGUCAGGAAUAUCUCGGUUUAGUUGUGACCAUUAUGGAGUCAUUUAAAUUUUGUUGUAUAAUUUUGUUAUAAUUAUUGAAGAUUCUGGUCGUUAUUCGUUUAUGUGGUCUUUAUUUUUCAUUACAUAAUUAUGUAAAACAAAUGUCUUCUUAUAAAAUUAAGUAGAACAGAAUUUCAUUAGGCUGACGUUCAUCUAACAUCUCCAAUGGUAUACGUGUUUAUUAUUGAUAUAUCGUUUCCACAGGAUCAGCAUGUCGUCUUAUCGUUCAUCAUAGGCCAUAUUAUUUUAAGACUUUGUAUAUAUAAUUUCAUAAGUUGUUAUUUACGUUAAUAAAGUGCCAAAGAAAAUGA